This is a messenger RNA of Esox lucius (northern pike), 1458 nucleotides long. RefSeq names its product calpain, small subunit 1 a (gene capns1a). Lineage: Eukaryota; Metazoa; Chordata; Actinopteri; Esociformes; Esocidae. The coding region runs from base 214 to 864 and encodes 216 amino acids. The transcript is spliced from 12 exons. The record is from RefSeq and is a predicted model, not a curated record. Gene Ontology annotation, molecular function: calcium ion binding.
UCACCUCCGAGACAAUAGCCCGGUGCACUGCGGUUCAGUCGAUUCGAACUCUCUCAUUAACGUGACUGCGUUUUUUUUCUUGACAAGUUUAAUAGUUCACGGGCAUCACCAAGUCUGGAGCUGUAUGUUUGGCGUUCAGAGGAGAUGACGCAUAGGAGACAGCUGUGACGAAAGAAACACAGGGCAUAAGUUGACGUAUUCAGUUGACUAAAGAUGUUUUUGGCCAAAAGACUUAUUGGUGGCAUUCUUGAUGUCGUAAGCAAUAUUGAUCCAGCUGCUUUUGUGCCCUCUGACCCACCUGCACCACGAAGGCCACUUGCAUACACAGAGCAAAGUGAGAGUGAUGAGGAAAGACAGUUUCGCAAAGUCUUCCAGCAGUUGGCUGGAGAUGACAUGGAGGUUAGCCCCUCCGAACUGAUGAACAUCUUGAACCGAAUUAUUGGCAAGCAUGGUGACCUCAAGACGGACGGGUUUAGCAUUGAGUCAUGCAGGAGCAUGGUGGCCGUCAUGGAUUGCGACAGCACUGGGAAGCUGGGAUUCUAUGAGUUCAAACACCUUUGGAACAAUAUCAAGAAAUGGCAGGGCGUGUAUAAAACAUAUGACACUGAUGGCUCUGGGAUUAUUGGUGCAGAUGAGCUCCCUAACGCUUUUCGGGCUGCAGGCUUCCCUCUCAACGACCAGCUGUUCCAAAUGAUCAUCCGCAGAUACAGUGAUGAAAACGGGAACAUGGACUUUGAUAAUUACAUUGGUUGCCUUGUGAGACUGGAUGCUAUGUGCCGUGCCUUCAAAACCCUAGAUAAGGACAACAAUGGAACCAUCAAGGUCAAUGUUCAAGAGUGGCUCCAGUUGACCAUGUACUCCUGAAGACAGAAAAUACCUUCACCUCUAUGCAAAACUGUCUCUACAUUCUUCCGUGCUUUAGACCACUCAAAGCCCCAGCCCCCAAUGUCAGUCAACUAGUUCCCCAGUGUAUGCCGGUUUUUCUCCAUUCAACAUACGUAAAGUGAAUACAACAUAUUAUACAACAACAGGGGAGUUGUAGGCUAAAGUAGGAGCGUAAACUUGCACACAGUGGUUCUUUGGGCUGAUGUAGAGAAUUCUGGGCUACACAAUAUACUGCUGGUCCUGCACACGCCAGACUUUGCUUUUAUUACUUUGCAUUUCAAAACCUCUACACAGGCUAUAGCAGUAUUCACCUGUCCAAUAACUUUCAAGUUGUAAUAAUUUUGUUUAGCUAAUUCUGAAAGUCCGUAGAUGUCACAUGUCGCUUCUCAUAACGCCAGCUCGAUAUUUUUGUCAUGUCAGAUAAUGACAAGAAAAAUCAUUUGGUUUGUGCCAAUGCUGCAUGCCAUUAAGAAUUCCAAAGGAUUGGGUACUGUUUGCCAUAAGUCACUGAUCUGUUAUGGUCUUUGAAAUGCCCAUUGUCAUAUUUUGUAUGUAAUAAAAAAUUAAACUCUA